Messenger RNA from Schistosoma spindalis, 324 nucleotides. The record is from the annotation of a GenBank genome assembly. NCBI's taxonomy places the organism in Eukaryota, Metazoa, Platyhelminthes, Trematoda, Strigeidida, Schistosomatidae.
AUGAUUGAUAAUAACUUGAAUAUUGUUUGUACAACAGAUUUAGUCUUACCAAAAAUAGAUACAGUAUAUCAGACAACAUUGCCUUUACCAAAUGUAACUUAUUCAUCGAUAAUUAUGGAUAAUACAAUCAAUUCUAUGCAUAAUAUUCAAUCUAUACCAAUGAUGUCACCUAAUCUAACCACAUUUACAUCACAUUUGAGUUUAAAUAAUUAUUCUGAUGUUCAACAUUGUAUACCGACACUAUCAAUAAACAAUUCAAAUCAAGAUUUCUACAAACCUAAUAUUAUGUUAGCUUAUGAUAUUAACCAUAAGUCAAAUGAUUGA